This is a messenger RNA of Castor canadensis (American beaver), 3273 nucleotides long. The record is from RefSeq and is a predicted model, not a curated record. Lineage: Eukaryota; Metazoa; Chordata; Mammalia; Rodentia; Castoridae.
AUGACCCGGUCCGAGGUAGAUGCUCCCUGUCCGUGCCUCGACACAGGCUGGGACCAGUUCCAAGUGAUUGAGGGACGUGGGAUCACAGACAACAUUCAGAGAUUUUCCUCACUGCCACCGUAUCUACCUGUGAGCUACCAAGUCCUCAGAGCAGAGACUUUCUUCUUCCUAAAGGAAACCAACCCCAACCUGGGGCAGAAUGCCAGCCUGCAGGACAGGGUGGAGUCCUUCUUCACCUACAGAGCCAAACAGCCUCCAGUGUUAAAUGCAAGCUAUGGUCCUUACUCAACAGAGAAGGUGGUGCCUCUGGACUUGAUGCUCACCUCUGAGGUUUUAGGCUCAACCAGUAAAUUUACAUUUGACUGGAAACUGAAGGCCUACAUCCUGCGGGACAAGAUCUACCUGAGCCGGCCCAAGGUGCAGGUGCUCUUCUACAUCGUGGGCCGGGACUGGGAUGACCACAGGACCCCCGAGAAGCUGCCGUGCCUGCGGGUCUUUGCCUUCCGGGAGACCCGGGAGGUGCGGGGCAGCUGCCAGCUGAGUGGGCCCCUGGGGCUGUGCGUGGCGGAGCUGGAGCUGAUGUCCACCUGGUUCAGUGGCCCCUCGGUGGUGGCCGGGCGCAGGAGGCCCACAGAGCAGCACGAUGGGAGCCGCGUGGAGCUCUACUACACGGUGCAGCCGGGGGACGUGCGAGGGGACUGUGCUGGGGGCGAUGUCAGGAAGGGCAAUGCCAUCCGUCCAGGGAAGGAUGGGCUGGAGGACAGGAUGUCCCACCUGCACAGAAUUGGUACCGUCAGCCUUUACCGCACCGAGGACAGUGCCCAGCUCAGUGAACUGCGUUUGGAUGGCAAUGUGGUCAUCUGGCUGCCCUCACAGCCAGUUAAGCAAGGGGAUGUAAUUACCGCCUAUGUCACCAUCUCAAGCAACUCCACUGUGGACCUUUUCAUCCUGAGAGCCAAGGUGAAGAAAGGUGUGAACAUCCUGACCGCGCAAACCAGUGAACCCCGGCAGUGGGACGUGAAGCAGGAGGUGGGGAAUGGCGGGAAACACACCACCACCUCUGUGGCCUGCCAGCGCCUGGGCCCUGGAGUGCGCAACAGAAGCAGCAGUUUGUUCAACGAGGUUGUGCAGAUGAACUUUGAAAUCGCCAGUUUCAGCAGCCUGUCAGGAACUCAGCCUAUCACGUGGCAGGUGGAGUACCCACGGAAGGGGACCACGGACAUUGCUGUGUCUGAGAUCUUCAUAAGCCAGAAGGACCUGGUCGGCAUUGUCCCACUCGCUAUGGACACGGAACUCCUGAACACGGCCAUCCUCACUGGGAAGCCUGUGGCCGUGCCCAUCAGGGUGGUCUCUGUGGAGGAGAACAGCACAGUCAGGGACAUCUCAGAGCUGGUGGAGUGCAAGUCCACAGAUGAGGACGUCAUCAAGGUGUCUGACCGCUGUGACUACGUCUUUGUCAAUGGCAAGGAGAUAAAAGGCAAGGUGGACGCUGCAGUGAAUUUCACAUACCAGUACCUAAGCGCACCCCUGCACAUCACGGUGUGGGUGCCCCGGCUGCCCCUGCAGAUCGAGGUCUCCGACACAGAGCUCAGCCAGAUUAAGGGCUGGCGGGUCCCCAUCGUGGCCAGCAAGAGGCCCACGAGGGACAGCGAGGAGGAGGAGGAGGAGGAGCAGCGGGGCCGGGGCUGCACCCUGCAGUUCCAACACGCCACCGUGCGGGUCCUCACCCAGUUUGUGUCCGAGGGGGGCAGGCCCUGGGGCCAGCCCAGCCACCUGCUCAGUCCUGACUGGCAAUUUGACAUCACCCACCUGGUGGCCGACUUCAUGAAGUUGGAGUCUCCGCACGUGGCUACUCUGCAGGACAGCAGGGUCCUGGUGGGGCGAGAGGUUGGGAUGACCACCAUCCAGGUAUUGUCCCCACUGUCUGACUCCAUCCUGGCAGAGAAGACUGUGACCGUGUUGGAUGACAAAGUGUCAGUGACUGACUUGGCCAUCCAGCUUGUGGCUGGGCUGUCCGUCACCCUGCACCCUAACAGCAAGGCCAUCACAGCCGUGGCCACAGCGGAGGAGCUACUGCGUGCCCCCAAACAGGAAGCCGUGGUCAGCAUCUGGUUACAGUUCAGCGAUGGCUCAGUGACUCCCCUGGACAUCUAUGACACAAAGGACUUCUCCCUGGCCACCACCUCUUUGGAUGAAGCCAUUGUGUCAGUCCCCCAGGCUCGCUCUCCUAGAUGGCCCAUUGUGGUGGCCGAAGGGGAAGGCCAGGGCCCACUGGUCCGAGUGGACAUGACCAUUGCAGAGGCCUGCCAGAAAUCCAAACGCAAGAGCACCCUGGCCAUGGGUAUCAGCAAUGUCAGGGUCAAGUUUGGACAGAAGGAUGCUGACUCCAGCCCAGCCAGGAAUGACCAUGAGGACGAAAUCAAGAAUCAUGCCAGUGACCGGCGGCUGAAGGGGCAGGACCAGGAGCGCCCAGGCCAGGAUGGGCGCUUCCAUGGCGGCUCUCCCCUGGAGCGUGAGGAAGGCGUCCUGCGGAGAGCCACCACCACGGUCAAGUCACUGCCAGACAAUAAGGUGGUGAAGAGCAGCCGGCUGGACGGGGGCCGGCUGUCAGGAGAGGCCCAGCUGCACAAUAUCCCGAUUGACUUCAGCAACUUCCCGACCCAUGUGGACCUCCCCAAGGCUGGCGGUGGCGGGCUGCAGGAGAAUGACCUGGUGCAGACUGCCCGGGGCCUGAGUGACCUGGAGAUCGGCAUGUAUGCCCUCCUGGGCGUCUUCUGCCUGGCCAUCCUCGUCUUCCUCAUCAACUGUGCCACCUUUGUCCUCAAGUACAGACAUAAGCAGGUGCCCCUGGAGGGCCAGGCCUCUGUGACCCACUCCCAUGACUGGGUUUGGCUGGGCAAUGAGGCUGAGCUCUUGGAAAACAUUGCAGACGUGUCACCGCCCCAGGACGAGCACACCACCAUCAUAGACCGCGGGCUGAGGGGCUGCGAUGAGAGCAACCACCUGCUCCACAAUGGCAGCUCUCAGAAGCAGGUGCCAGGCCAGGUGCAUAGGCCAGCAGGCUCCCAGGGGUCCCUGCACUCACCCACUGCCAAGCGGAAGAAGGUCAAGUUCGCCACCUUUACCACCAUCCCACCUGAUGACAGUUGUCCCACAGUGAACUCCAUCCUGGGAGGCAACGAGGAGGACAUCAAAUGGGUGUGCCAAGACCUGGACGUGGGUGCCCCUAAGGAGCUCAGAAACUAUCUGGAGAAAUUCCAAGACAAGGCAUAG